This is a messenger RNA of Fusarium vanettenii 77-13-4, 2820 nucleotides long. RefSeq lists its product as uncharacterized. The transcript is spliced from 9 exons. Gene Ontology annotation, molecular function: ATP-dependent chromatin remodeler activity; ATP binding. The record is from RefSeq and is a predicted model, not a curated record. Bases 1 to 2820 code for a protein of 939 amino acids. Lineage: Eukaryota; Fungi; Ascomycota; Sordariomycetes; Hypocreales; Nectriaceae.
AUGGCGCGAGUACCUGAUAAACGACCUCAUUCACUAAAAAGCAGAGAGGGGCCGACGAAGAAGACCAAGUUGUCCCACUGCGACUCAGGCGAGGUAACAUCAGAGAGCAGUGGUCGUCGGCGUGCCCGGGACGCAUCAGUCAUCGACGCCGGACCUGUCUGCGGGAACAGCAUCUCGGAACCGAUAUGCAUUCUAAGUUCUGAUGAAGAUGAAGAGCUUCCACCCCCAAAGACGUCAGCGACAAAUGCUAAGCGCACUGCGGCCUCACUGCCAACAUCAAAUGCUGCCGCUUCAGAGUCUACUUUUCCAAGAGCUACGACACCCGUCAAACCAUAUGAUGUAUGCUUCGGGAUGCUUCUCGUGCAGGCUACGUGCACUGAAGAUGCGACUGUGCCUUCUGAAUGUUCGCCAGUCACGCUGGGGUUUGAAGGGAGACUUCUUAGGGUGUACCCAAAAGACUCGAGUGAGCGCAUUGCGGUCGUAUUUUCUCACGCACUGUUUCGCUUGGUCAACGAGUUCGCCGUCACCUUGACAGCCACCGCGUGCGGGAGAAGGCAGCGAGUGUUUGAUGCCUCAGAACGGGCCAUGGCCAAGAUAGGCGGCAUGAAAGUCUGCUCUCUCAGGAUAAUCUGUUAUGGAUUUCUUCAGCAGAGCCACGAUGUUGCAGAUAUACUCGCAAAGGGUGAUCUGUUCCUUCAACACCCUGGUCCAGCCGAGGUCGACAGAGCAGUGAAGUACCUGAAUCCCCAGUAUCUCCUCCCGCCUGGCGAAGAUUUCCCUGAUAUUGAGAAACUCUCUAUUUACAGCUGCUGUUCCGGAGGGGGAGCUAGAUCCAGCGCGUCGCGGGAUGAACUUGGGGAACAUGAGCAAAGCCAGAUCUUUAAAAUUUUCAACACGGCCUACGAAGAGAAAGGAGUGAUGGCGAUGAUUGAACCAAGCCCACGAUUGGUCACAACGUUGAAGAGACACCAGAUUGAGGCACUUGUCAUGAUGGUAGAGAAAGAAGCGGGUGUAGCUGUUCGUUAUGACGCGUCCCCAGCCAAUUGCUGGUGGAAUACUUGCAGAUGUACUGUAGAGCUCUCAAUGACACCCCCAAGCAUCCAAACUGACUUGUCGAAGGAAAUGGGUCUGGGGAAAACCCUUUCGGCUCUUUCACUCAUCUGCCAUUCCCUGGAUCAAUGGGAGAAAGACCCAAGCUUGACCCAGGGCAUGCCAAAAACUACGCUCAUCAUCACUCCCAAGUCAACUAUCUACGGGUGGGAGGCGCAAAUCAAGACUCAUAUUCGCCCCAACAAGAUCCGCUGGAUCACGUACCACGGGUCGAGGCGACAUGAGGUUUGGGACGAUAUAGACUCAUACGAUAUAGUUUUGACAACAUACGACACUAUCAGAUCGGACAGGGCCAAGAGCUCUCCUCUAUUCGAAAAGGAUUGGGCCAGAAUAGUCCUGGAUGAAGGUGAGGAUCUAUCUUUGUCAGCUGGAGAUAUUCUUCCAACAACUGAUCACUCGAGAAAAGCCCACAGGAUUAGGAACCGAGGUUCUAAGAUAUUUCAAGAUGUGUGCAACCUACAGGCUGAGUCACGGUGGUGUCUGACAGGAACCCCAAUCCAAAAUUAUCUCGACGACUUUGGUUCCCUCUUGAGCUUCAUCCGGGUGCCCCCUUUUGAGACCAAGGACCAAUUCGAUAGCCACAUUGCUGAACCUGUCAAGCAGAGGAAAUGCCAAGGCCUGGAAAUGCUCAGGAAAGUCGUCGCCGCGACUUGCCUGCGCAGAACAAAGGCAGAUCACGCGAAGAUGCUGAACCUGCCGGACAAGAUACCCCAUACGGAGUGUGUUGACAUGAGCCGCAAUGACAGACAGCUUUAUCAGUUCUUCAAGCGCUUCUCAUACCUCACCGCUGGUCUCGACAAGACAUCUAAAAAGAAGGCGGCUACAAAUAUCCUGGUGCUCAUUUCUAUGCUUCGGCUCAUCUGCGAUCACGGAGAGGCACUUCUUCCGGACUCGGCCCUCACAGCCUGGAGGAAGCGAGAUGAGACCGCCCUCACUUGGGAGAUGCUUGAGUCCACCACCAAGCGGUGUGUCUCCUGCGAUUGCCAGAUCGAAGAACUAGGUGCCGCAGAAUCGCUUACCGAGGCGCUGGGAUGCGGCCAUCUCUUGUGUGGAGACUGCGCAGCAAAGUUGCGAGGCUCUGCUAGCCAGUUGCCGUGUCCCAAAUGCGGGAUUACAGCGUCCAUGUCACCUCCAGCCGAGAACAGCUCUGGUUUGCCGAUGUCUCGGACUGCAUUUGGAGGCCCUUUGAGACCACGGUACGCUCCAUCUGCCAAGGUCGAGGCACUCCUUCGGAACAUCUCAGAGAGACAACAGAGACCCGGACAAAACUCAAAGCCCAAUAAAAGCGUAAUAUUCAGCUUCUGGACCAAGAUGCUCGACCUCAUCGGGGUUGCUCUUGAAGAUAAGGGCAUGAAAUUCUGCCGGAUUGAUGGACAGGCAUCAAUGUCCCAGCGUAAACAGGCUAUAGCAACAUUUGGAAAUGAUCCAGAGUGCAACAUCAUGCUGGCGAGUAUCGGGGCAGUUGGCGAAGGGAUUGAUCUUGUCUGUGCAAACUCGGUGCACAUUAUCGAGCCCCAUUGGAACCCCAUGGCAGAAGCCCAGGCUAUCGACCGCGUUCACCGUAUCGGACAGCAACAGGAGGUCGACGUUGUGAGAUACAUUGUCAACGACUCGAUCGAACUGGUGAUGCCCCCGAGUCACGAGCAACUCAUGACAUUUAGAGUGGUCGGUGCUGACUUUUGUAUUGCUAAAACUCUUGGGGUUCCUUGA